UUAUGUGCACAGGUGCUGCUCUGCAGACUGUCAGACACUAUGUGGGCCAGUCAGAUGGAGUGAUAGUCUGAAAACAACCCGGCUGGAUGUGUUUUAACCUUUAACCGCGUUUAACUCAACAGGAAUACGACACAAGAGCCGGCUGCUGUGAAGAUUAUGAGUGAGGUGGUUAUCACGAAGUCUCAGGAGGAAUAUGAGGACGACUUUGAGAAGGAUCUGGACUGGCUGAUCAGCGAGGAAAGCAGGAGUGAGGACCAGGGUCCUGACUAUGAGGACAUAGAGGCAGAAAUAGACAAAGAGCUGGAGGAGGAUGAGAAACAGAGAGGAAAGAAAAGAAAGCCCAAAAGCCACAAGGAGGAGAAGAGAGGCAAGAAAACAGAGGAGAUGGAGGAAGAUGAAGAGAGGUGGCCCUCGCCGAUGGAGCCACUAGAGUAUGAUUCAGACAGUGACAACCCAAAUAAGUCAGCAGCAAUUGUUCCACCUCCUCCAGGGAUGGAUGACCAGACAGAUGAGGAGAAGAAGUACAUCCUGGAGAAGAUCCAGCAGGCCAAUCGGGAGCUGCAGGACCAGGAAGCUCCGGAUAUGACAAGACGCAGGCGGCUGCAUUUUAAAGAGAAGCUGGUGGACCUGGUGGUGCCUCCACUGCAGUUUGAGAAAAAUGGAGACAAUGGUGAGGUGGAAGGGGGGCAGGCCAGCAAGGAUAAAUCCAAGGAUUCAGAGGCAGAGAUUGAAGUGUCGGGGAAGCUUUCUGAGCUGAAGCUUUCCCCUCGAGAGGAGAGCGUAGGAUCUAGAGGAUCUGGCAGGGCUGUGGAGAGCAGUGAGGGAGGCGUAAAGGAGGGCAGAGUCCUUGUAGAGAAGGAUGGUAAGUUUGACCUGGUCAGCCUGAAAGAGGUGGAGAGUCAAGGACUUCUCCCUCCAAUAGCAAACAGUGACUACUCCUCCCCACGUCACCAGGAGCAGGCUGUGAGCUCCGGUAAGACCCACAGGUCCUCCUCCUCUCCUCGUCCUCGUGCCGGCUCGUCCCCCUUCCAACAAAGCAUUGAUCACCUCCGCGCCCCCAGACCUCCAGCUCAGCCCAGGAACAGACCCAGCUCAGCCAGCCACAGCCAGAGAGGCAGCCAGAGGAGAGGCAGCAAGCGGCGGGUGCAGUCGGCCACGGGGACACCCUGCCAGGCCACCUACACCCUCUCCCCUCAGCAGAAGGAGCUGCUGCAGAGGAUCCAGGAGAGGAAGGAGAAGCUGGCCAGAGAGGAGGAGCAGAGGAAACUGGAGGAAGAGGAGCAGAAGCGGCAGGAGAACGAGCUGGCGUUCAAGGCCUGGCUGAUGAGGAAGAGGGAGCAGUUUCAGGAGGAGAGAAGGAUCCAGCGAGCGCAGGAGAUGGAGAGGAUGAAUACUAAGAAAGACUCCAGCGACCCAGAGGAGUCCUUCAGGCUGUGGCUUCAGAGGAAGCAGGAGCAGCAGCAGAAAGAGAGGCAGCUGGUGGAGCUGAAGAGGCUGGAGGAGGACAGUGGUUACCUCCUGCACAGCCGCGAGGAGUGUGAACGUGCCUUCAAGCUGUGGCUGAAGCGGAAACGUGCAGAGAAGCGGGCAGAGCAGCAGGCCGCUCGAGAGCGCUCCCGCAGGUUGGUGCUGGAGGAGCGGCGCGCACGACGCAUGAGGGACCUGCUGUGUACUGUCCAUGAAACCAAACCGUUCAGAUUCACCGAACAGCUGGCCUAUCGCUUCUGAACCAAACAAAUCCAACAUGUCCGCUGGAUUCACACAGCAUGACCUCAUGAAAACGCACAAAGCAGACAACACAAGACUUGACGUGAAACAUAAGACAUAGUUGAUUCUGUGUUCAGGUGUUGCUAGAGUUUUGUUUCAUCAUUUCUGUUCCUGUGCUGUGUUAAAGCACAUUUUGAAAAGUGACCUCUACUCAGUGUGAUAAAGUAUAUUGAGUGAAUGAUUUUUUUACUUGUACUUAGUGUAGUGGCAGACGCACUUUAUUUUAAAUUGAAAUGACGCUCUUCAUGAAGAAGGGAGCUGAACCAUUUACCAUUUGUUAGCCUGCUGUAUGCCUUUUGUCAGAGGGUGUUUGGUUACAUGCAGAUGUAUGAGAACACCUUAAAGUUUACAACAGGUUGAAACUGUAAAGGAAAAAUCUGUAAGAGGAGAUUUCUUCAAUUAAAAGGCGUUCUUAUUUCAUACAAAAGAAUGAAUAUUCAAUUUCCUGACCACACAGAAGAAAUAAAACAUUAAAUACA
This is a messenger RNA of Epinephelus lanceolatus (giant grouper), 2246 nucleotides long. RefSeq names its product coiled-coil domain containing 181 (gene ccdc181). Lineage: Eukaryota; Metazoa; Chordata; Actinopteri; Perciformes; Serranidae. The record is from RefSeq and is a predicted model, not a curated record. Gene Ontology annotation, molecular function: microtubule binding.